This is a messenger RNA of Nicrophorus vespilloides, 1111 nucleotides long. RefSeq lists its product as uncharacterized. NCBI's taxonomy places the organism in Eukaryota, Metazoa, Arthropoda, Insecta, Coleoptera, Silphidae. The transcript has 3 exons. The record is from RefSeq and is a predicted model, not a curated record. The annotation marks the transcript as partial.
AAGUCGUUAUUCGGAGGAACCGCCGAAGAGCUGUUGCGGUCUUCUGGCCUGGAGACCCGGGUCCCUGCGAUGGUUCAUCGCUCUGAUCGCCCUCGUCGCAGUGUGCUGUGUCCUCGUUGGCACCGCUCUCGGGGCCAUGAGGCCGGCCGGCAGAGACCAUCUAACUGUAUCUCUACUUAUGAUAGGUGUUGGUAUAAUUUUGGUGACGGUGAGCGGAGUCGCUUGGAGAUUGACGUCGCACGAUUCCUCCACGUGUCGAUCGAUGCUCGGCUUGGGAUCGACGGAGUCGGUGGAGGUGUGCACCAGGAGGUUCGUGCCCAGACUACCACCAUCCUACGGAAGACCUCACCAUCCGUACGCGGCUAUGAUGUACCCGGAGUUCCAAUACCGACCUCCACCUCCCAGUUACCAAGCUUCCAUGCAAGAGUACAGACUCCGGCUUCUCCUGCUGGACCGCGGCAACACUCCGCAGAUCCAGGCGGGAAUCCAGAACGCCGUGUCUCCUCCACCAACGUACCGCAGUCACAGCGGAAGUCUGCUGAGAGCGCCUCUGUCGAGCAGAAGGGACGCCUCGCAAUCGGAAUACAGCUGUCCCCCAUCGUACCGAUCGCAAACCUCCUCAUCGAGACCGGCGACGAUGCUGCAGAACAACUCGAUCAUCCACAGCAGGGAACAAUCUCUCAGUUUGUCCGAGUCGAAUCACGGAGGUUCCGCAGUCAACGUGGUCAACAUUCUCACUACGAACGACGAGGACAUCGCCUUGGACAACAUCACCUUGGACUCGCUCAAACUGGAGCCGGAUAACGAGAUCAACCCGCUGAAGAUGCUGCUGAAAGGCAGCUCCGUCGAUCUGGAUGGAAACAAGGACGGUAACCUGGUGACGAUCGUGCAGACGAACGAUCAAAGUCCCGUCAUCGUCACCGUCAGCGGAAGCUCGCAUUCGGACACCUGCAACAGCGUUCAAAUCACCGAGAUGCCCACCGAAAUGGAGAUCCUCGCGCAUCUCUAGAACUGAACAAACAACAAGAAGCAAAACAAAACAACCUUUUAAUAUUAUUAUGAUUACUUUAAACUUCUUCCCAACUGUGAAUAAUUGUAUAAUUUAACCCUA